AGAGUACGGGACGAGAAGUUGCUGCUGCCCGGUGUCGUUCCUCCGCCGCUGUUAUGUAACUUUUAUCCUGCUCGGUGAACGGGUGGUACAGCUGGUUCGGGCCUGUCCAGUUAACGUUGGCCGAGUUUGGAGGUUAACCAAACUGCAGGAUGCAUAUGCUGGCGUCAAACGGAUCCAUUGUGGAGUUGGGCUCGGAGUUGGUGAAAAUUAAAACACACUACAGAGGGGACAUGCUGAUCACUGACUUGGCUGCCACAGUAACCUUUGUGGAGCUGUGUGAGGAGGUGAAAACAAUGUGCAGUGUUGCCAGGCAGCAGCCCAUCACCCUCAAAUGGAUUGAUGAUGAAGGGGACCCUUGUACCAUUUCUUCUCAAAUGGAGCUGGAGGAGGCUUUUCGGAUUCACAGUCGAACCAAAAGGUCUGGUUUGCUUCUGCAUGUCUUCCCCAGCAUCCCAGAGGAGCCUGGCAUGCCCUGCCCUGGAGAGGACAAAUCGAUCUAUCGCCGUGGGGCCAGAAGAUGGAGGAAGCUCUAUCGAGUCAACGGACACCUCUUCCAGGCAAAACGCUUUAACAGGAAAGCCUACUGUGGCCACUGUAGUGAAAGGAUAUGGGGGCUGGGCAGGCAGGGCUACAAGUGUAUCAACUGCAAACUGCUGGUCCAUAAGCGCUGUCACAGACUCAUCCCUCAGACCUGCCAAAGGCUUAUGGAUCCAGCCAUGCCAUCACAAGAGCCCCCUUCAGAUGCCAAGAGUGAAGAGGUGGACCUUCCACCAGACGACACAGAGGACACAGAUGGGAUACCGUUUUUACCACACAACUGUGCAGUGGAUAAAACAGAAGAUGCAGAUACAGAGGACAUGAAAGCAGUAGUGGAUGGCAUUGAUGGUAUUAAGCUGUCCCAGGGCCUGGCUCUCGGACUGGGAGACUUUGACUUGAUCCGAGUGAUUGGGCGAGGCAGCUACGCCAAAGUCCUGCUGGUUCGACUAAAAAAGAACGAGCAGGUGUACGCCAUGAAGGUGGUGAAGAAGGAACUGGUCCAUGAUGAUGAGGAUAUUGACUGGGUGCAGACAGAGAAACAUGUGUUUGAACAGGCAUCCACCAAUCCUUUCCUCGUAGGCCUCCACUCCUGUUUCCAAACAGAAAGCCGGUUAUUUCUGGUGAUUGAAUAUGUGAAUGGAGGAGACUUGAUGUUUCAUAUGCAACGGCAAAGGAAGCUCCCUGAAGAACACGCAAGAUUUUAUGCUGCUGAAAUCUGUAUUGCUCUGAACUUCCUACAUGAAAAGGGUAUCAUCUACCGUGAUCUGAAGCUGGACAACGUUCUCUUGGACCAUGAGGGACACAUCAAGCUCACAGACUAUGGCAUGUGCAAGGAGGGGAUCAGACCAGGUGACACCACCAGUACUUUCUGUGGAACUCCCAACUACAUUGCACCGGAGAUCCUCAGAGGAGAGGACUAUGGCUUCAGUGUGGACUGGUGGGCUCUGGGCGUACUGAUGUUUGAGAUGAUGGCUGGAAGGUCCCCAUUUGACAUUAUCACCGACAAUCCUGACAUGAACACAGAGGAGUACCUCUUUCAAGUUAUUCUUGAGAAACCCAUCCGCAUCCCAAGGUCUCUGUCGGUGAAAGCUGCCAGCGUGCUCAAGGGCUUUCUAAACAAGGAUCCUAAGGAGCGGCUGGGUUGCCAGGUCCAGGCGGGCUUCACAGAUAUCAAGUCACACACAUUUUUCCGCAGUAUAGACUGGGAUCAGCUGGAGAAGAAAGAGAUGACACCACCCUUCAAACCUCAAAUCUCUGAUGAGUACGGCCUCGAAAACUUUGACACCCAGUUUACUAAUGAACCAGUGCAGCUAACGCCGGAUGAUGAGGACGUCAUCAAGAGAAUAGACCAGUCAGAGUUUGAGGGAUUUGAAUACAUCAACCCCCUGCUGCUAUCCACAGAAGAGUCUGUAUGAAGGAGAGGCCAGCUUCCUCCUUCGCCCACCAACUGUCUGUCCAAGCUGCCGUUUCAGCCAAAAAAAUCACUCGCAAGCCAACUCUGAAAGGCGAGGAAAAGGAGGAGGAAGAGUAUAGGACAACAGGGAGGACGAACUCACCCUCUGGACCUGUCAACAAGGCAAAGCAAACUGGAGUAGGGGAGAGUUUCCUUUCUGGAUGAUUCCGAUUGUGUCGUUUGGGUACCAGACUGUUCGUAUCGGCAUCCACAAGGAAAACAGAGACACCGGACUACAACAUUCCCUGUCGUUACGUUGUCUAUUUUUCUGUCUCAGCUUCGUUCAUUUUCCCCUCAGAAUGUCCAUUCUCGUGUCAAAGCACAACCAGCUUUGUCAUUUCAAAAGAGACAUGUUUCAUUCUGUGCCUGCCAUCAUGAACACAUUUCAGCCCGUCUCACAUCCCUGGAUGAAUAUGACAGUUCUGAUGAAGAACUUGAAGUGAUUUUAUGUGCACUUUUUUUCUAAAAAAAACAAAGUUAAUUUCUUUUUUUUUCUAUCUUGUAGGGGGGCGAUGCCUCACACAAAACAAGAAUGUACAAUGACAAAGAAAAAAAAUAAGUUAUUAUUGUGUAUUAUAAUGUAGGUAGUGAAUCCAAAAUUGACGAUGCCUUUUUAUUGAUGCAAGUGGCACAUUUUCAUCCAUAACCACAACCUCCCUUUUCUUUUCUUUUUUAAAAAAAAAAUCUUUUAUGAUUUUCUCAAACAAUGGGGGGAAACACUAACAGGGAGACAACUUUUUAUUUAAGAAGUGCCUCAAAGCUCAAAUUAAUUACCGCAUCUCUGAUUGCACUUAUCUCUUAUUGGACAUUUCUUCACCCAUCAUGGCUUCAGCAGGUAAAGCAGCUGAAAGCUAUGGCUGCCUGGGUCCAAACUCCUCCAAUUUGUUAAGGAAUCAAUAUGUUUGGAGCUCAGUAGCCUGCCUCAGAGAUGACUUAAUUCAAAAAAAAUCAGUGUGAAACAAAUUAUCUCCAAUCUAUGAAUUGACAAGAGCAGCAUCUAAGCAACAUCAGACAUGCCUAAAACUGGUGGCGACAAGAGACAAAAUGCUCAAAGGUAAAGCUGGAUGUAUAGAUAGUGAAAAGUAAAGAUUGUGUCCCACUCACCAGGAAUUUCACACUUUAUCAGUCUGAGAUGAUCAGCUGGGUGCUGUACAGCAGACACCACACAGCCCUGUAUGUCAAAACACCAUAUAAAGGUAUAUGAAGGUAAUGGUAUACUCGCUGCCAGUUGCAGUCUGGCAGCUUUAGAAACACAUACAGCAUACCGGACUGAAAAACAAAGCAUUUCAUGGGCUCCAGCUACCGCAGUGUGUACAGGCUUCCUGGCUGAGCUUGGGUUCUUCCUCACCAGCUGCCACUGUGUGACCAUCUGCAGCCGCUCAAAAAUACCAUUCGACCUGGUGGUUGUGCUGCCUCGUCUCAUCUCCAUUUCCACUUUGGGCUCACUGUGUGUGUCCAUCUCUGCCCUGAGGCCGGUUCUAUCUGCUGCAACUGUCGCUCAGUGAUGCUUGAAUUGACUCGAUUGCUCCUUUGGUUGUGAAAGUCCACAUGAAAUGUCAGUUAGGAAUCAUGUUAAAAUGAUAUUUAAAUGUGUUCUUCAUGUUGCUGCAGUGCUAACGGACUGGACUAUUGUGCAGAGUCCAAACAUUAUGAUCAUGUGGACAGUAAACAAGCAUGUGACCAGAUCUGAGUGCACAUGACUGCGGUUCCCCAGGUGGAGACGGGGAACCCAAGGCUACAGUGACCCUAAAAUGGACGGAUGGAUGAAUGAAUGAAUGACAUGAAUGAUUCUUAGUCUUGCUUUUUAACUGUAUUGCCAUGUGUCCCGAUCUAAUGUUCUAAAUGUUUCCAGUUUCAGCUCACUGUACUGCAUUUAGACACAGUUCUUUUAAAACAGAUUGUGAUUUAAACUGGUGCAUUAAGAAGUUUUGUUAAGUCAAAAAUAAAAGUAAAACAUGUUUAAAUUCCCCUAAAGUAUCAGCAAGAAGUGCUGUUUUGGUACUGGUGUCAGUAUUGACCAAUUUUAAGUCAGAAAUCAUGAUAUUCAUCAGUUCCAACGCCAUUUACUUUCCACAAUCUUCUGUCAGUUCUUGUUCCAUUAUGCUGUGGAGGUUGGGGUCACUUGGAAUGUUCUGGCUGAGUUUAUUACCCGGUGUAAAGACAGACAAACACGUGAUAGUCUGCACUCUUAUGUCUGGGAAUCAGAGGCUUAGCUUGCCUCUAUAUGCCAUCCGUCACACACUGCUUCAUCCUCAUCAGGGUCAUAGGGGGGCUGGAUUCUAUCCCAGCUGACUUAGGGUGAAGGCUCACCUGGACAGGUAGACACAGAGACAAACAAGCACACUCACAUUCACACCUAGGGACAAUUUAAAAUCACCACUUAACCUGAGAACCUGGAGAAAACCCACACAUGCACAGGGAGGACCAUCAAAAUCCACGCAGAACGAUCCCAGGCCGGGAUGCAAACCGGGGAUCUUCUAGCUGCAAGGCGACAGUGUUAACCACCGAUCCACUGACUGCAGCCCAUAAGCUCAUCAAUUCAUCCAAAUCAGAAUGUCACACCCCCAGCUGCUGGUGCACAGCAAGUACACACACAAUGAGAAGCCAAGAGUUUUUAAGUAAACGGUCAAGUUUUAGGCUGUUUCUAAUUCAGCCAUCUUCAUAUACUGCCACCUUUACACACAACAAACAACAUGGAACCAAAUGUAGACUUGAACUGUUGAAAGCCUGGUAAAAAUAAAUAAAUAAAUAAAAAUCAUACACGUAUAACACAUCUGUGAAUAUCAACUACGAGCACAAAUUAAAGUCACCAACAGAAGUCUUUGCCUCUGAAGCAAGCUCAGUGUCGCUCCCUACAUCCGUGUGCUUCCGAAGAAAGAAGAGCUCGCUAUUGGCUGAGAAAUAUUUGAUGAAAUCUGACCAAUUAGAUAACCACAUAAUAGGAUUAAUUAGCUGAUCCCAUGUCAACAGGUCUCAAUUAGCUGGAGGGCCUUUACAGGCAGGGAAGAAGCAGAUAGAGGGGAGAUAAUGAAGCAGUUUCACAGUCACCAAUUAGUCCAACAGACACACAGCUAGAAAUCCCUUCAACAUUCAAGGAACUUUCCUCUUCCACCCUCCCAAACUCAGCUCAUUGCUGCAUUGUAUUAAUGUAGUGUUUUUGUUGACCAUUUUACACACUAUGUGAUACAUUGGUGGCAUUUUUUUCCCCCUAAGGGACCAAUGGAUAAACUGGGAGUCCUUGAAUCCACCUAACAGAACACUAAAGGCCAUUCAAACACCAAUAGAGAAAUAUUCUUUAAAAAUGUAUGAAUUCAGACCAUGAUUUUUGGUUUAACAUAAUGCUGGUUGUAUCUGCUUCAUUUUGCUUUACUGCAUCUUUGUAAAUAUGUGUAAUUAUUAAAAAUGAUACUGGUUUUCCGUG
Molecule: messenger RNA, 5411 nt
Organism: Acanthochromis polyacanthus (spiny chromis)
Lineage: Eukaryota; Metazoa; Chordata; Actinopteri; Pomacentridae
Gene: prkcz
Product: protein kinase C, zeta
Exons: 18
Coding region: 150-1952 (600 amino acids)
Biological process (GO): protein phosphorylation
Molecular function (GO): protein binding; protein serine/threonine kinase activity; ATP binding
Source: RefSeq, a predicted model, not a curated record